This is a messenger RNA of Lodderomyces pseudojiufengensis, 453 nucleotides long. RefSeq lists its product as uncharacterized. The record is from RefSeq and is a predicted model, not a curated record. NCBI's taxonomy places the organism in Eukaryota, Fungi, Ascomycota, Pichiomycetes, Serinales, Debaryomycetaceae. Bases 1 to 453 code for a protein of 150 amino acids. The transcript has a single exon.
AUGACAUCAACUAAAUUCGAUCCAAAUUACAUAGAACUUGAUAACAAUCCACCGAUUUAUGAUGAACAAAUUCAAGAAAAUGGAUUAAAUUUGAAAAACAAUAUUAGUUUAGAAAAUCAAACUUUGAAAACAACUGAUACAAGUGGAAGUCCAACGACAACCACAAGUAAUUUUUCAAAAGCACUUUAUGCAACUUUUGUUGGUAUAUUCUUAUUUUGUUUAUCAAUGCCAUUAAUAUUCCAAAAAGGAAAUUUAAAAUAUUUUGGUAUUUUUUCAUUACCAUUUAGUAUUUAUUUUUUAAUAAUUAUAAAUGGAUUUAUUGCAUUUGGUGUUGAAAAUAAUUUAGGUACUUCAAAUUUUUAUAAAUUAUUAAGAAAAUCAUUUUCAAUUACUUUUGGUAUUCUGCUUGUUAUUACUUUUUCAUUAUUUUUUGCAUUUCCAAAUGCAAUUUAA